Messenger RNA from Hevea brasiliensis (rubber tree), 4304 nucleotides. RefSeq names its product zinc finger protein BRUTUS. The record is from RefSeq and is a predicted model, not a curated record. Gene Ontology annotation, molecular function: zinc ion binding; ubiquitin protein ligase activity. Gene Ontology annotation, cellular component: nucleus. The transcript is spliced from 14 exons. NCBI's taxonomy places the organism in Eukaryota, Viridiplantae, Streptophyta, Magnoliopsida, Malpighiales, Euphorbiaceae. Bases 198 to 3932 code for a protein of 1244 amino acids. Gene Ontology annotation, biological process: protein ubiquitination; ubiquitin-dependent protein catabolic process.
AACCAAACAAACAAACAAACCUCUGUUUCUUCGUCUCCGUUGAACAACAAAAAACUAAAUUAAAAAGGAAAAAAAAAAUCCGAAUUAAGUUUCCUAGAAAGAGAGAGAGAGACUAUCGCGAUACUAUUGGUCGUAGAAACGGAAAGUCGCAGAGAAGUUGCAGAGAGUAGGGGGAGAGAUUGAGAGGGAAGACAGAAAUGGCGACGUCGUUGCCGGAAUUGCAGCGAGGAGAAGGGAUGAUAUUGUCGAGCUCGGUGAAGAAGGUGGAGUCGAAAGGUUGUUUGGAGAGCGGCGACCAAAAAUCGCCGAUUCUCAUAUUUCUUUACUUCCACAAGGCCAUAUGUAAUGAGCUCGAUGCGCUUCACCGAUUAGCCAUGGCCUUUGCCACUGGACAGACCGUCGAUGUUCGCUCACUCUUCGAACGGUACCGUUUCCUCAGAUUGAUUUACAAGCACCAUUGCAAUGCCGAAGACGAGGUUAUUUUUCCAGCUCUUGACAUACGUGUCAAGAAUGUGGCACAAACAUACUCACUUGAGCACAAGGGUGAAAGCAGUCUUUUUGAUCAAUUAUUUGAGCUGCUAAAUUCUUAUAUGCAAAAUGAUGAAAGUUUCCCAAGAGAAUUAGCAUCUUGCACAGGAGCUCUUCUGACAUCGCUUAGUCAGCACAUGGCAAAGGAAGAGGAACAGGUUUUUCCCUUGCUUAUUGAGAAUUUCUCUCUUGAAGAGCAGUCAUCUCUAAUCUGGCAGUUUGUAUGCAGCAUUCCUGUGAACUUGGUAGCGGACUUCCUGCCAUGGUUAGCAUCUUCUAUUUCACCUGUUGAAUACCAGGAUAUGCGCAAGUGCUUAAGUAAGAUAAUCCCAGAAGAGAAGCUUCUUCAGCAGAUUAUUUUCACCUGGAUGGAAGGGAGAAAUGGUACAAAGACAGCGGAAAGUUGUGUAGAUAAUCCUCAGGAUCAAUACUGUGCAAAUUCCACUUGGUGUGCAAGUUCUCAUGAAUUGGAUAAUGUCACAUGUACAUGUAAGCAAUACAAGAUCGGGAAAAGGAAAUAUUUCGAGUCAACUAAUGAUGCUUCAGACAGUAUUGGAACAUCAACACACCCAAUAAAUGAAAUAUUGCUUUGGCAUAGUGCUAUUAAGCGAGAAUUGAACGAGAUAGCUGAGGAAGCUAGAAGAAUACAACUUUCUGGAGAUUUUACAAAUUUAUCAGCCUUUGAUGAUCGGUUGCAGUUCAUUGCUGAUGUUUGCAUCUUCCACAGUAUUGCUGAGGACAAAGUCAUAUUUCCUGCAGUAGAUGGAGAAUUCUCUUUCUUCCAAGAGCAUGCUGAAGAAGAAAGUCAAUUUAAUGAGUUUAGACGUUUGAUAGAAAGUAUUCAAAGGGCAGGUGCAAAUUCUAACUCAGCUGCUGAUUUUUAUGCAAAGUUAUGCUCUCAUACUGAUCAAAUAAUAGAAACUAUACAAAGGCACUUCUACAAUGAGGAAGUUCAGGUUCUUCCACUAGCCCAAAAGCUCUUUAGCUUCAAAAGGCAGCAGGAACUUUUGUACCAAAGCUUAUGUGUGAUGCCCUUGAAAUUGAUUGAGCGUGUCUUGCCAUGGUUAGCGGGGUCACUAACUGAAGAGGAAGCCAAGAAUUUUCUUAAAAACAUGCAAUCUGCAGCUCCAUCAGCGGAUACUGCUUUGGUAACACUUUUUACUGGCUGGGCUUGCAAGGGUCGUAACAAGGGUGCAUGUUUGUCAAGUGCAAUUGGUUGUUGUCCUGCCAAAAAAUUCAUUGAUAUUGAAGCAGAUAUUGUUAGAUCAUGCUCUGCAUGUGCUUCUGCAUUUCUCUCUAAGGAUAGCUCUGUAUCAGUUUGUGGAGAUGACAACAAAAGGCCAGUCAAAACAAAUAUUCUAGUGUCAUGUAAAAAUAGCAAUGCCCUCAAUCCAUCUUGGGCGCUAAGUUCCCAUGAACUCUCUUGUACUGAUUGGUCUUGUUGUGUCCCAGGUUUAGGAGUGAACAGCAAUAAUCUGGGACUCACUUCUCUUUCUACUACCAAGUCUUUGCGGUCCUUGUCUUUCAGCUACUCUGCUCCAGCUCUUAACUCCAGUCUUUUUGUUUGGGAAGCACAUAAUAGCUCCUCUGAUAUUGGGUAUGUAGAACGACCAAUUGAUACAAUAUUUAAGUUUCAUAAAGCCAUAAGCAAAGACUUGGAGUAUCUGGAUGCUGAAUCUGGAAAGCUCAGUGAUUGUGAUGAGACACUUCUUCAGCAGUUUAUUGGAAGGUUCCGAUUGUUAUGGGGCUUAUACAGAGCUCAUAGUAAUGCUGAGGAUGAUAUUGUUUUUCCAGCAUUGGAAUCCAAAGAGGCACUUCAUAAUGUGAGUCAUUCAUACACGCUGGACCAUAAGCAAGAGGAAAAAUUGUUUGAAGAUAUUUCAUGUGUCCUUUCUGAGCUUUCACGCCUUCAUGAAAGCUUGCAAAAGUCUGACAUGAUGGAGGAUUCAGCAGGAAGUAAAAUUGAGCUUUCUGUUGCCCAUGAUGAUGAUUGUAUGGCAAAGUAUGGUGAACUAGCCACUAAGCUGCAAGGAAUGUGCAAAUCUAUAAGAGUUAGUCUUGAUCAUCAUAUUUUGAGAGAAGAAGUUGAGUUGUGGCCAUUGUUUGGAAGGCAUUUUUCAGUUCAGGAGCAAGACAAAAUAGUUGGCCGCAUAAUUGGUACUACUGGUGCUGAAGUGCUGCAAUCUAUGUUGCCCUGGGUAACUUCUGCUCUUACUCAGGAUGAGCAGAACAAAAUGAUGGACACGUGGAAGCAAGCAACCAAAAACACAAUGUUCAAUGAGUGGCUUAAUGAAUGCUGGAAAGGACCAACAGAAUCAUCUUUGCAGAAUGAAACUUCAGAGUCUAGCAUUACUACAGAAGACAACGAGUUUCCAGGGAGCUUGGACCAAAGUGAUCAGAUGUUUAAGCCUGGGUGGAAGGAUAUCUUCCGUAUGAAUCAAAAUGAGCUUGAGUCUGAGAUUAGAAAGGUGUAUAAGGACUCAACUCUUGAUCCAAGGAGAAAAGCAUAUCUUGUUCAAAAUCUUUUGACUAGUCGCUGGAUAGCUGCUCAGCAGAAAUUACCCCAAGCUACAUCAGGUGAAACUUCUAACAGUGAUGACAUAAUGGGAUGCUCACCAUCAUUUCGAGAUCAGGAAAAACAAGUAUUUGGAUGUGAGCACUACAAGCGAAAGUGUAAACUUCGUGCUGCUUGCUGUGGCAAGUUGUUUACCUGUAGAUUUUGUCAUGACAAAGUGAGCGAUCACUCAAUGGAUAGAAAAGCAACAUCAGAAAUGAUGUGCAUGAACUGUCUGAAGAUUCAGGCAGUUGGUGCAAUCUGCACAACACCUGCAUGUAAUGGACUUUCAAUGGCAAAGUAUUAUUGCAAUAUAUGCAAGUUUUUUGAUGAUGAAAGGACUGUAUAUCAUUGUCCCUUUUGCAAUUUAUGUCGUGUUGGGAGGGGUCUUGGCAUUGAUUACUUUCAUUGCAUGACAUGCAACUGUUGCUUGGGAAUUAAGUUAGUGAAUCACAAGUGCCUGGAAAAAGGUUUAGAGACAAAUUGCCCCAUCUGCUGUGAUUUUUUGUUCACUUCAAGUGCAACAGUCAGGGCAUUGCCUUGUGGCCAUUACAUGCAUUCAGCUUGCUUUCAGGCAUACACUUGCAGUCACUACACCUGCCCAAUAUGCAGCAAAUCUUUAGGAGAUAUGGCGGUGUACUUUGGCAUGCUUGAUGCAUUGUUGACCACAGAGGAGCUUCCAGAGGAAUAUAGGGACCAUUAUCAGGAUAUACUGUGCAAUGAUUGUGAUCGAAAGGGCACUGCACUCUUCCACUGGUUAUAUCAUAAAUGUGGAUUUUGUGGAUCUUACAAUACUCGGGUGAUUAAGAGUGAGUCAGCGAAACCCGACUCCUCUGCAUCACAUCAAUGAGAGGUUAGUCUGUACAUAGUUGUCAAUUCAAUCAAAUUUUCUGCCCAAAAGAAAAGUAGUUACUUGUCAUUACGUCUAUAUGUUCUGCUAAAAUGUGUAACUCCUGUAGAAACUGUUGAAAAGAUUAUAGAAUAGACGAUAGAAAAAGCAAGAAAGGGAGCAUUGCUUUCGAUUUCAAUUCGGAAGUAGUAGCAAUAGUGUGUUUGAAUACUGCAUUGUAUAGCCGCCAACUGCUCUCACUCUCUCUCUCUCUCUCUGUCUUGUAAGUAUCAAGCAAGCCUAUUGAACUUUGGUCUUUCCCCUGUGCGGAGAAAUAUUACGAUUGUCAAUAUUGAGCUAAAUCUGAUUGCAAGUGAGGUUCAAGGAUUCUAU